Molecule: messenger RNA, 3725 nt
Organism: Psammomys obesus (fat sand rat)
Lineage: Eukaryota; Metazoa; Chordata; Mammalia; Rodentia; Muridae
Gene: Ankrd35
Product: ankyrin repeat domain 35
Exons: 13
Coding region: 61-3006 (981 amino acids)
Molecular function (GO): actin binding
Source: RefSeq, a predicted model, not a curated record
UGGGGAUCUGUGGCCCGGCUCUCUGCGCGUCCCCGUCCCCCCGCGGCCCGAGCCCCGGCCAUGAAGCGCAUCUUCUCCUGCUCCAGUUCACAAGUGGCGGUGGAGAAAUGGAACCGCCGAGACCAGAAGCUGCUGGAGGCCGUGCAGCGGGGGGAUGUGGGACGCGUGGCCGCCUUGGCCUCUCGGAAGUCAGCCCGACCCACUAAACUAGACUCAAAUGGCCAGUCCCCCUUCCAUCUGGCAGCCUCCAAAGGCCUGACAGAGUGUCUGACAAUCCUGCUUGCAAACGGGGCUGACAUCAACAGCAAGAAUGAGGACGGAAGCACCGCCCUUCACUUGGCCACCAUCUCCUGUCAGCCACAGUGUGUGAAGGUCUUGCUUCAGCAUGGUGCUAACGAAGAUGCCGUGGACGCAGAGAACCGUAGUCCGUUACACUGGGCAGCCUCCUCUGGCUGUGCCUCGAGUGUCCUCCUGCUGUGUGACCACGAAGCUUUCCUGGAUGUGCUGGACAAUGAUGGACGCACGCCCCUGAUGAUUGCGUCGCUGGGUGGUUACGCCACUAUCUGCUCACAGCUGCUGCAGAGGGGUGCCCGGGUGAACGUCACAGACAAGGAUGACAAAUCAGCUUUGAUCCUUGCCUGUGAGAAAGGCAGCGCUGACGUGGCUGAGCUGCUCCUGAGCCACGGAGCAGAUGCUGGAGCCGUGGACAGCUCAGGGCACAAUGCUCUGGACUAUGCUCUGCGUACACAAGACAAGGAGCUGUGGAGGCUGCUACAGCAGGCGCUGAACCGACGGCGGAGAGGCGGUCAUGGACUGGUUCAACACCCAGAUCACACACCUCAGGCCUCUCCGUCCGGGCCUCAGGUGGGGCCGCCUCCUAAGAGCCCCCGGAGAGCAGAGCCCGAGGAAGAGCAGGAGGAAAAGGAGGAGGAAGAGCAGUGCUCAGAAGAGUGGAAGUGCAGGUAUGAAGAGGAGCGGAAGAAAGUCUCUCAGCUGGAGCAGGAGCUGGCGCGAAAGACUGAAGAGUGCAAGGCUGGAGCAGCGGCCUUCUUAGGCCUAGAGACCCGGAUUAGAGAGCAGGUUCAAGAGUUGGAGCACAUCCUGCUGCGAGAGCCUGGCGCUCCAGGAAGACAGGGCCCUGGCCUCCGGCCUGGAGGAGAUGGUAUGGAGCAGGGCUGUCCCCUGACCCUGCUGGCUGAGAGGAUCCAAGAGCUGAAGAAGCAGCAGAGGGCAGCAGCCACAGUAGAGCUGACGUCAGCCUCCGAGGAAGCUGAAGAGUUAGCGCCAGCAGAGAUCCAGCGUGAAGCCCGCGGAAAGUCCCAACAAGAACAGGGGCGGCCCCAGAACUCAAGGCCUGAGAGCAUCGGAAACGGCGCAGGACGGCAACUCAUCAGCCAUGGGGGCCAGAACGCUGAGCAGGUGUGUGCUGGCCAGAAGGCGAGGUCCCCGGCUCUGGGGACUGACCCAGCGGGCGCACUGGGAGAACCAGCAGGCCUCGCAGCCAUGGAUCAGCUCCUCCUGCAGCUGAGGGAAGAGCUGGCCGCCGUGUGGCGGGAAAAGGAUGCUGCCAGAGGGGCUUUGUCGAGACCAGUGCUGGAGGGAGCCCUGGGGGCUCCCAGAGCUGAGGCUGCAGCAGCUGCUUGGGAGAAGAUGGAAGCCAGGUUGGAGAGGGUGCUGGUGAGGCUGGAUCGCGCAAAAGCGGGGCUGCAGGUGAGACCCGAGGCCCCUGCCCAGAGGUCCCGAGACGGGGCCCCCAAGGCAGUCCCAGGAUGCAUUAAAGAGCAGGAAGAAAAGAGGACGGCUCCCGGAGCCAGGGGGGAACCCUUAGGGGCCCCUGGAGGAGAACAGGCCUCAGGAGGCCUGGCGAAGGGCCCCCUGGAGAAAGAGGUGUCAGCACUGAGACUGAGCAACAGCAACUUGCUGGAGGAGCUAGGGGAGCUGGGGAGGGAGAGGCAGCGUUUGCAGGGAGAGCUGCAGUCCUUGACCCAGAGGCUACAGCGGGAGUUCGUGCCCAAGCCCGAGGCGCAGGUCCAGCUGCAGCAGUUGCGGCAGGACAUGGGGUCGCUGACGCAGGAGCUGGCCGCAGAGAAGGAGGCGACGGAGACGCUGCGCAGGCGACUGGCCUCCCACAACAGCUGCCUCCAGAGACUGUGGAACUGCCUCCCCCCAGACCUCGCGGGCAAGAACUCAGGCCCCCUGGAGGAGCUGCAGGCCUGCAUCAGCACCCUGGCGGGUAGGUACCAGGAGGCCCAGCAGGUGCUGGCUCGGUUGGAGGAAGAAAACCAGCAGCUGAGGGCAUCCCGGGCCCCCUGCGGGGAGCCGGAGGCGUCCCCCCAAGUGGCUGCCCUGGAAGAAGAUCUGGGCAAGCUGGAGGGAGAGCUCCGGGCCGUGCAGGCCACGAUGAGCGGGAAGAGCCAGGAGAUCUGCAAGCUCAAGAAGCUGCUCUACCAAGCCACGGAGGAAGUGGCCGAGCUCAGGGCUCGCGAGGCAGCCAGCCUGCGGCAGCACGAGAAGACGCGAGGCUCGCUGGUGGCCCAGGCCCAGGCCUGGGGCCAGGAGCUCAAAGCCGUGCUGGAGAAGUACAACACGGCCUGCCGGGAGAUGGCCCGGCUGCGGGACGCCGCGGCGGAGGAACGUCGCCGCAGCGAGGACCUGGCGGCGCGGGCGGCCGAGCAGGAGCGCCAGGCCGGCGAGAUGCGGGGUCGCUCGGAGCAGUUCGAGAAAACCGCCGAGCUGCUCAAAGAGAAGACGGAGCACCUCAUCGGGGCUUGCCGGGACAAGGAGGCCAAGAUCAAGGAAUUGUUGAAGAAGCUGGAGCAGCUUUCAGAGGAAGUUCUAGAAAUCCGGGGGGAGAAUGCCCACCUCGCCCUGCAGCUGCAGGAUUCCCAGAAGAACCACGAAGAGAUCAUCACCACCUACAGGAAUCAUCUCCUGAACGCUGCUCGGGGCUACAUGGAACAAGACGUGUACACGAUCCUCCUUCGAAUCCUCAGCAUGCAGGAGUGAGGCAGACUCACUGCGUACCCUCAGAGACAAUGGCAUUUCCCUUUUGUGAGUUGUGGGUGGAAGGUAACGGGGCGGGGGGGCUUUGGAGAAAGGACGUUAAGGAAGGACUGGGGUGGUUCCUUUUGCCUCUCGGGUGGCUCACGCUGGGGUGUCCCCUAGGGCAUAGAUCGUUCAAGGUAAAGUCAACUGUGGAGACGGAGUGUGGGGAGUCAGUAGGAGGAGUCAGGACCUUGUGGGGAGGCGGCUUGACAGGAAGGACCAACGGGAGUGACUGUGGGUAGAACAGACAGGGAAGAGCGCUGGAGCGUUUGGCUGGCGGAAGGUGCAGGGUAACGGGACAGCGGUGCGGUGGGACAGCAGGGCGGGACUUUCAGACCCCAGGCUUUUCAUUCGAAAACCGGCUCUCCCCCAGUCUCCUUCCUACUCCUUUGUGGCAGCCUGUUUCCCAGACUGGAGAGACAAGCCGCCCCUUUGGGGAGGUGGGCGUGACGAUGCAGAAUUGUGUGCAUCUCCUCUUGCGGGGAAUAAGAGCAUCGCCCGGUACAGUGAGGCUCGAUCAGGCUGUGGUGGGCGGGUGCGUAGGUGGGGGAUUGCCCACUAGGGGCGGUGUGGGUGAGGCUUCGAUGGACACGUGGACGCCAGACCUGAAAACCUGGACCCUGGAGUCAGCGCAGAUGAGACCAGAAUUGUGGAUGUAAAAACUAGCUCCAUGGAAAAUA